ACUGCGGGGAAAGAGACCGAGGGAACACGACCGGACUUCUGCUCUCUGAGUUUCUACAUUUUAUCAGACAGAGUGAGAAGAGACAGCCGAGAUGAACGAGACAGAUUUCCGCCUCCCGCUGUCCGAGUACAGCUUCGAGCGGCGCUUUGACGAGAGAGGAGCGAUCGAGUGGAUGCAGGCGAACUGGAGUAAGUCCUUCGUGUUCAGCGCCGUGUACGCCGCCCUGGUGUUCGGAGGCCAGCACUACAUGAAGCCUCGACCCAAGAUGAACCUGCGGCGGCCGCUCGUCCUCUGGUCGCUCAGCCUCGCUCUGUUCAGCAUCGUGGGCGCCAUCCGAACCGGCUCCUACAUGGUCCACAUCCUGAGCAGCAGCGGCUUCAGACAGUCCAUCUGCAACCAGAGCUUCUACAACGGGCCGGUCAGCAAGUUCUGGGCGUACGCCUUCGUCCUGAGCAAAGCGCCGGAGCUCGGCGACACGGCGUUCAUCGUGCUCAGGAAACAGAAGCUGCUCUUCCUGCACUGGUACCACCACAUCACCGUGCUGCUGUACUCCUGGUACUCCUACAAAGACAUGGUGGCCGGCGGCGGCUGGUUCAUGACCAUGAACUUUGGCGUGCACGCGCUCAUGUACAGCUACUACGCCGCACGUGCCGCCGGGAUGCGCGUGCCUCGGCCCUUCGCCGUGCUCAUCACGAGCGCUCAGAUCAGUCAGAUGGCCAUGGGGCUGACGGUGAGCGCGCUGGUGUACCGCUGGAUGCAGCACGGCGACUGCCCCUCCCACCUGGACAACAUCGCCUGGGCCUCGCUCAUGUACCUCAGCUACCUGCUGCUCUUCUCCAACUUCUUCUACCAGACGUACCUGCGCCGCCGCAGCGAGGGGAAGCCCACCAAGACUGACUAGAGACCAGAGGCAUUGUGGGACGUCUCCCCUACCGCAGAUGGUCACGUGUUAAGACUCAAAGCUGCUGUCGUUUAAAAAAAAACUUUACUCUUCCUGCCAGAAGAAGCAGGUAACACUUUAUUUUACAGGUUUAACUUCCUGGAACAGAUGAAGCGGUUCGUACUCGUUGACCAGCUUCCAAUAACGCCGUUCCUUCAACCUUCUGUCCUCUAAAGACUUUCUAGGUGACGCCAAUCCGUUCUUUCCAGGAAGUUGGGUCAAAACUGACUGGACCUGUAAAACGUGCCUUCUGAUUCUUCUCGGUUCAUUUUAUCGUCCUUCAACUGAAGAUUUGAGGGAAAACAAAAUUUAAAGUCUUUAUCUCCAUCAGAGUCAGAAAUCCUGCAACUGAUUCUCACCUUCAGUCUCGACCCACAGCAGCUCAACAAAAGUGUUUAUAUUUAUUGGCCCGGCGACAGAGUGUAAAUAAAAUAGUAUGAUGAAACUUAAAUAGUUUCUUGUCACCACUUCAGCAUUAAUAACAGAUCUGUGAAUAUCCAGUCUGCUCUGGAGGCGCUGUCCCUGACACGCCCGUCACAUUCCUGCCGCUCCCGUUCAGCUCGUACAGGUUUACCCUCGCCACACCUCCACCUGUCUGUCAGCAGCCAAUCAGGAGGCUCGCUCGCAGGGCGUUUGCUUUGUGAGUCAGUUAUGUCCUGACGGCAACUCCUUUUUCUUUACAUUUAAUUAUUCAAAGCCUCCCAGAGGAAAAACCUGCUCCUGACGUUUACAGGCUGGAAACCCCAGAAAUCUUUAGGACUCGACAAAAUCAGACGAAGCUGCUCAACUUUGACUUUUGGAGCUUGAAUAUUUAAAACAAAUCCAUCUGCGUUCGCUGCUGCUUCCUUCAGAUUUGACUCUGACAUUAGCUGCGACUAAAGAUUAGCUUUGCUUGUUUAGCUUGUUAAAGGGCCGUCCUCUGACUUAUUUAAAUGUUCGUUUUGUCCACAGACUUAGUUUACUGGUUUGAAAACAAAGUCCUCACAUUAACACGAUCAAACUGUCAAAUUGGUGCCGAUGACUGACCUUCUGUUGGUCAAACGGGAAGUUUUUCAAGCUGCAGACAGAGAGCGCAAAUCUGAAACCAGUUUACAGCUGAGAAAACAUUUAUUGGUUUAUUAGUAUUAAUCUGACACAUGAUGGCAGCCAAUCGGUGGCCGGAAAGGUCUCCAACACUCGUGGUGUUUCACUUCCAGUUUUUAACUUUACGACACAUUCUGUGAAUCACAAGCUGAAUGUGACUGUUGGUCUCUUGCACCACAGAGGGUUUGACUGUUUUACAGCUGUUGGCGUUUUCCUCAAAUCUGUUUGCUUCUGCAGCCGUUCUGUUUUUAAGUGUGUGAUUGUGAGUUUUAAGGAGCCGUUCAGCAGGAGAAGCUGUUUUAAAGAAUGAGUCGAUGAAAGCUGACAGACGAUGAUUUUCUGUAUGAACACACUGAGAAACAAAGAUGUUCAAGUUUGUAAUAUUUUAUUUAUUGUUUGGAAAAAACAUAAUAAAGAAGUUUGUUUAUA
This is a messenger RNA of Micropterus dolomieu (smallmouth bass), 2452 nucleotides long. It is a transcript of the gene elovl6l, whose product is annotated as ELOVL family member 6, elongation of long chain fatty acids like. The coding region runs from base 92 to 901 and encodes 269 amino acids. Gene Ontology annotation, cellular component: endoplasmic reticulum; endoplasmic reticulum membrane. NCBI's taxonomy places the organism in Eukaryota, Metazoa, Chordata, Actinopteri, Centrarchiformes, Centrarchidae. Gene Ontology annotation, biological process: fatty acid elongation, saturated fatty acid; sphingolipid biosynthetic process; fatty acid elongation, monounsaturated fatty acid. The record is from RefSeq and is a predicted model, not a curated record. The transcript has 4 exons. Gene Ontology annotation, molecular function: fatty acid elongase activity.